This is a messenger RNA of Physcomitrium patens, 3420 nucleotides long. Its product is annotated as SH3 domain-containing protein 2. The record is from RefSeq and is a predicted model, not a curated record. Gene Ontology annotation, molecular function: protein binding. Gene Ontology annotation, cellular component: cytoplasm. Lineage: Eukaryota; Viridiplantae; Streptophyta; Bryopsida; Funariales; Funariaceae.
CAAACUGUUUUGUUGCCAUGUCCGUUCAGAUCGUAAUGAAAAGCUUCAUGGCAUGAGGAACUGCUAACUGGGUUACAUGCAGAGAUCGAGAGAGAGCGUGCGAGAGUGAGAGCGCAUCAGUAAUGACGGAGCAGAGCCGCUGUGCAGCAGGGACAGUGGAGACCAAGGGAUUGCAUGCCGCCACAGCAGCCAACAUGGGCACUGCACAUCGUGUACGUUCUGAGGUGGGGAGACGGGGAGUUGGGCGAGGGACCAGCGUUUGCCGCGUCUCACGCGAAGCUGACUAGUGCGUCUUCUCGGGAACGCCGAAGUUGUUGGAAGUUUUUGUUGCGCAAGUCACGCGGGGAGACAGCGAAGCGACGUUGGGAUGAUGCUAAUUUAGCGUUUAUGACGCGUGACUGAUACUCGUGGUUGGUAGUUGGUUACCCCUUUGCUGAGCCCGGAUUACACUUCCGCCGGUUAUUCCAUAUCCCUUCUGCAGAAAGUUGGCAUGGCCACAGAGAGAAGUGUGGGUUUAGCAACUAGGGCGGGUAAAUUCGUAAACGCAACCCAAUGGUUUUAUGGUUGUAAACCUCGCGGAAACAGGCGCGUGUUUGCAAAUCGGUAGUACGCAUGCACGGGGCUUCUCACCUACCAUGCCAUAUCGAGGUAACGCUUUCUCUCAAACUCUGGUUUCACGAAGUGCUUGUUUAAUUUAGUCGGCAAGAAUCGGUGUUUGUCGCACCAGGCUUUGUGAAUCUGACCGUGGCUUGUGUAAUUACGAAAAUGUCUGCACCGUCUUGGCAUCCGAGUCGUAGAAGAUGCCUUGAAACCAAUAGGGAAGGCGGGCCGGUUUAUUAUCCAAGUGGAUUAGCGCCAUGCUUGUUCCAUUGUCGGAUGAUUCAUUACAAGCACUUUCCGUUACUUACGGCUACCCAGUUCACAGCUCCGGUGGAAAGUUGGUGCGGCGGAAUCUGCGGAUAAAUAACAAUUUUCUUAUUUUUAUAAAUUAAUUUUUGAUGUGCGAUAGACAUGAACAGACACGUUUGAUCGUUACCCUGGCUGUGGACUUUUAGACACGAUUCCUCCCUCCUCCUUGCCCAAAAUAGGCACGUCUCCACAACAGCUUUUAUCAAGCUGUACAUCCCCACACUUUACCCAAAUUCUUGCUCUGCCGUGCACUCCGUGAGGUCCUUCUCUGACUACGUUCAGUCUGCAUGCAAUCUGGUUUAGAUGGCGUCCACCUUCUCUAGGCUUCGGAACUUGUAUCUAGAAGUUUUCGGUCAUUGUGAUAGUCUGCUUUACCUCCACUAACAGCUCUUAGAUGAAUUCUGCACCCUCUAUUACUCUUUCAAUACUCUUGCAUUCCCCUUUCCUACCGACAGAGAGGAAAAUGAGGUUUUACACUCUUCCACAUUCUACUCUGCGUUGGGUUGUGUUUCUUAAGUGUUAGUUUACGAGGCUAUCAUCUGUGAUUCUUCUCUGGGGAGUGAUUUCUGAUGUUCCAAGUUUCAGCGGUGGUUGACAUGGAGCAAAAAUCGCCGGUUAUUAGACCUUUUUCAUCCGUUUGUUGUUUGGGUAGUUUCUGACGGGAUUUGGAAGAGGCAGUAGGCAGUUCAUGGAUGCAUUUGCCGUGGAUAUGCACUGGUGCUUAGUUUGAGUUGGAGCAGGCAAGCCGACUGGGUGGUCAAAACCUCCAGCAGAGUAGUCGGUAGGCGGUUUUACGAGAUUCCGGAGCGCUUUCUCAAGUGUUGGAGGUUUCGCUCCAGCGACGCAUCUUCUGCAAAAGAUUUUUAGUUGAAAGGUGAUGAUCGGCGAAAUUGCUUGAAAGGCAGGAAUAAGUACAAUCAAAUGGCUUUCAAGCUCAAAAACUUGUUCGGAAGCGGAGGAAGCGGAAAUUCAACGCUUCGGGAUGAAGCUGAGCAGCAACGGUAUCUAGAACUGGAGAGAUUGCACGCCUCCACCAGGGCGGCAAAACACUUUCAGAGGGACGUUGUCAAAGCAGUCGAAGGAAUCAUUAGCACAGGAGCGAAGCAACUCGAGGUUACUACCAAGCUUGCCGAGGAUUGUCGAAAGUAUGGGUCCGAAGCUCCGAGCGGAAUUACCGAGGCUCUCUCCCGAGCGACGUUACAAUACAGUUCGGCAAGGAAUAGGAUGGACACUGAGCGCGACAACAUGCACCGAGCUCUGGCUGCUCAAGUGUCGGAGCCCCUGAAGACGAUGGUUGCAGGCUCGCCUUUGGUUGAUGCUCGGCAUCUGAAGCAAAAGUACGACCGUUUGCACGAAUCCGCAGAUGCUCAAGCUGCGGAAGUCAACAGGAGGAGAUCGAAAGAGGGUGGGGGCAAUUCAGACAAUGCUGCCAAGCUGCAAUCAGCUGAACAGAAGCUGGACCAAAUCACCGCAGCGAUGAACACAAUGGGCACUAGCGCCAUAUUCGCUAUGAACAAAGUCGAAUCGCAACAGCAAACCGUCACACUUCACAGGAUGCUCGCCAUGGUUGAAGCUGAGAGAGCUUAUUUUCAGACAGUCUGCAGUGUUCUGGACCAGCUUCACGCCGACAUUCAGUCCGAGGUAAGCAUGGCCCCGGCGGAAUCGAGCAGCGUGGCGACUGCCCCACCGACUCCUCCGCGUUCUUCCUCCGGCAACGGGAGGAGAGAGCCAUACGAAGAGGAUCCUCCAGAGAUUUUCCAACGCACAAAAAAUGUGGCCGAUGACGAUAAAGCCCCUGUAACCCCUGAAUUCCAGAGUUACAAAGCGAUUGUGACGAUGGAUCACGAUGGAGUUGACGAAGGGGAGUUGACAAUAUCGGUUGGCGACGAAGUCCUGGUGCGGCACGAGGACCCAUCUGGCUGGUCGGAGGGAGUCUGCAAUGGCAACGAGGGAUGGUUUCCUUCCUCCUACGUCGAGAGAAGGAAUCCUGAGAGGCGACGCCGGCGCCGACAAGCCUCGGGGAGCAGCAAUGGCUCUAGAUAACAGGAAAACACCGCAUCUGCUCAUCUCCACCGAUACCAUCCUCACGUGUCGGUAAACCUCGCCUUGCUUAUGCACAAUCUCCACCGGCACCCUGCCAAUGUGUCGGUAGGUUUCCCGCACUUGUGCACAUCUCCACCGACACAUUGCUCAUGUGUCGGUGGUUUUUUCCAUGUGCUUCGCUACAUCAGUCCUCUAUUCUACAGAGGGCAUUUUCAUGUGAGGUUAAGAGAAGUAUCUAGCGCUUCAGUCCAUACGUAAACAUAUACAUACACACACACUCAUUUCACGAAGGAAGAAAGUGGCGUUUUAUACUGUAAUAUGUGAAUUCAAUGAACUGAGUUCUGUGAUGAGUUUUAAAAACAUGGAGAGACUUCUGAAACAUUGAGGGUAAUAGAAAUGAGGCUCUUCCUUGUGUACCGACAAGAGAGAUUAUGCCAUCUAACUCAAAUUUUAUUCAUGUGGUUGGAA